CCCACCAAACAAAGUCUGGAGUAAAUGGGAACAUUAAUUUAAAAACUUUUACUUAUCAUUUAACACUUUUUGUAACAUAAUUUAAAAAAGUAGUCCUAAAAAAUCUCAUUACCGCAACAGUCAGAAAACAUCAACACUGACAUAUUUUCAAAAUGACAUGACAAACCUGAAAGAACAUAAUUUGGAGAUUCUGCACAUGCAUUUAAAAUCAAAGUAUUAUGCUUCUAUUUAUUAAAUUAACAUUUAAUAAGCAUCUGUUGCGGUAAUGAUAAUCAAAAUGUCAUGUAAGCAUUCUGACAAGACAAUAUUUCAAAUUAACUGUAAAAAAAUGAUCUUACCUGGUAGCCAUCUUGAAGUAACUGGUCCAUGUGCUUGGUCACUCAAAAUCAAACUUUAUUAAAAUUCUGUAUGUGUGCUUAAACUGUUCUCAAAAAGUGUUGCGGAGGAUGAGAACAUCAGGCAUGGACACAUCAUUUUCCUAAUUUUUCUUAAUUAUUAUUAUACAUGAAUAUUCAGUAAAUAUUUUUUCUGUCCAUCUAAAGUAGUCUAGCAAAACAUCCAUUUAUUUUUUUCUUAAUAUUUUUGUGUUAAUUUGAUUAAAUUACAACAUAACGCAUGUUCAAACACAGCCGGACAUAUUGCGAUAAUGAGAAUUUCAGCAGAAAAUGAGAUAAAAUGUACAAUUAUAAAUUCUUAUGUUGAAAUCACACAUUGUGCAAGGUAGAACACAGUAUUGUGUUAAUUCUGAUGUUUUUUAAUGUUACUAUAUUACACAUUUUAAAGCUAAAAUCAUUAGUGCCGUGGUGUUUCAAUGGUUUCGUGAGAAUCACCCAUAUAAGGUAUACAGAAAGUGAUAAUCGUGACCAGGGAAAGAAAUGUACUAGACUGGACUGGAAGGAAAUCUUAAUACAAAAUCAAUGUUGGUCUCUAUAUGGAAAUUAGCAUGUUAAACCACAGAAACCACUUUAUUUUAACUGUGGGAUUACGUGAUGCAUGUUGUGCUUUGCAUGCUGUUGCUCUUUUUUGUAUGAAAUGGAAAUGGUAUGGUCUAAAGUUUUUGUUGGUUCAAGUUUGUCUACGCAAAUAAUUUUUGAUAUAUUAUUUGUGAGCAUUCAAAUGGACUGUCAGACCAAACAUAAUGAAACUGUGGGGUAAAAGAUAAAUUAUAUAUCUGUUUUUAUACAUUCAUAAAACACAAAUGGCUGUAAUACUGCGUUCAAGAGCACAGGUUUUUCCAGGUUUCCAGUUUAUGAUCUACUGUCUCAUCAUGCUAUCUUUAUUAUUAAAAUCUGUGGAGACUGUUAAUUGCUCCGAACCCACUACAAACUCUCUCUUAAGUGCGCUGAAUGCAAGUAUCUUUGGCAGAACUGAAAUCCGGCCAGUUUUCAACCUGAACACUCCAACCAACAUUAGUGUGACUUUUAUUCUGUUUGGAAUUUUAGGUGUGGAUGAAAAAGGACAGAAACUGAAGACAUUCCUCUGGGUGGAUCUGAUCUGGAAUAUUGAAGGUUUGAGCUGGGAUCCUGUUGAGUGUGGAACAGACAGAAUCUCACUGCCGAGAAAAAAACUGUGGAUGCCCGAUAUUGUUAUAAAUCAAUUCGUUGAUGAGAACAAAGUCCCGGACACCUAUUACCUCUACGUCACUCAUGAUGGCAGGGCACACGACAGUAUUCCUGUUCAUGUGAUCAGCUCCUGUAACCUGGACAUCUACACCUUUCCAUUUGAUAUACAGAACUGUACAUUCACCUUUAAUUCAUACCAGCAUUCUGUGCUGGAUAUUCAGUUGUUCUUUGCUGACUCAGUGGAGUAUGUAUUUAAAAAAUCCCUAUCUGUGAUGAGUACUAAAGGAGAGUGGGAACUAGUCGACAUGCGUGCCAAUAAAUCUACAAUACCUACUGAUGAUGAGAGCAUUGGAUAUGACACUCUUAACUACUAUAUUGUCCUCAAACGUCGAGCCAGUCUGUACAUCGUGAACCUCUUGAUUCCCAGUUGCUUCCUUAUUGCUGUUGAUCUGUUCAGUUUUCUUCUGCCGCCUCAGGAGACGGAUCGCUCCACAUUUAAAAUGACUCUCAUCUUGGGAUACACUGUGUUUCUGCUAUUAAUGAAUGAUCUGCUGCCCGUCACAGGAAACACCUUACCUCUCUUAAAUGUGUUUUUCUCUCUCUGUUUGAUACUGAUGGUGGCGAGUCUGAUAGAGACAAUUAUCAUGACUAAUAUUAUGUGUGGCUCAAGUAAUUAUGGACCGUUACCUCAGUGGAUGAAAGUGCUUUUUCUUAAAUACCUCGCCAAACUUGUUUGUUUAAGCAGGAGUGAUCAAAACUGUGAUCAUGAUGAUUACAGAACUCAGAGCAGAUCUUUUGAUCCUGUAGUUAAAAUCCCAGAGACUGAAGACGUCCACGAUAUGCCUCAUACACUUCAUAAGCUGAAGAAAAUAAGCCAAGACUUACUUUCUAUCCGUCAGCAGGUUGAAAAACAUUAUGAUACUGAUCAGGGUACAGAUGAGUGGGUACUUUUGGGUCAAAUCAUUGACCGCUUGCUUUUUGGACUGUAUACGAUAUUUCUUGUAUCUAGUUUCUUCACUAUAUUAGUCUUUUGGGUGAUCUGGUACAAUAUGAGUGCAGCUUUGGUAUAAAUAACUUUACUCGCACUGUGAAUAAUUUACUCUGUGAAUGUCUUUAAAUGUACAACUCUGUAGUCUGUGUUUGUCUAUACUG
Misgurnus anguillicaudatus (oriental weatherfish) is the source of this 2714-nucleotide messenger RNA. Its product is annotated as 5-hydroxytryptamine receptor 3C. Lineage: Eukaryota; Metazoa; Chordata; Actinopteri; Cypriniformes; Cobitidae. Gene Ontology annotation, molecular function: transmembrane signaling receptor activity; extracellular ligand-gated monoatomic ion channel activity. Gene Ontology annotation, cellular component: membrane. The record is from RefSeq and is a predicted model, not a curated record. Gene Ontology annotation, biological process: monoatomic ion transmembrane transport.